AUGAACGUGUCUCUGCAAGACAACGGGAACAACAACGCAGCGGCUGAUUCAAUAACUCUCGGACAACUAAGAACGCUAGUUGGAACUGUUCCAAAGCCGAAGCAAUCACUAUUCGACUUCAAAUACGAUGAUGAAGAUACUGUUAUGAACGAGAUCGAGGAGUUCUACUCCUACAUCGAGAUGCCCCAGGUCGCGGAGAACAUGAAAGCUUGGGAGGGUUCAUUUCAAGGCGGUGAAUGGACAAAGGCUUCUCUGACCAAACGACGUGGAUAUGUCGACUUCCUGCUCGAGAGCCUCGAGCAUCGUGACGCUGAGAUCAGGUUCACGAACGCGCGCCGACUAUUUUACGUCCUGCAAGGAACGUUCGGAGAAACCGUCUCGCCCGAACACCAGCUGCACUGGAUAUUCGAGAACUGCAAAGUCGUCCGGGCUGCGAACGGCGUGAGCAGCAUCGUGGAGGCAGUGAAGAUUGCGGGGCACAAACACGAUCUCCUAUGCUCGCUCUCUGACCAGGACGCUGCGCACCUGCACAUAACCUUGCAAGAGAAGGCCGAUCUCAUCGAAGAGGUGCUGACCGAGGUGUCGGUCUAUCUCGGCAUGCUUUAUCACCUCAUUGAGGUGUUCAAAGGCCACGACGACUUUGCCGACGAGCUUAUGAGCCUCGACCCCCCGCUACCGGUGUAUCUGUUCAACGUCGUGUCGAGCUUACGUGACAAGACUGCGAAGGGCUAUCCCAUCAAGAAGCUGCUGCUCGUGCUGUGGAAAACGCUGUUGACAUGCUGGGGUGGGGUUCUGGAGCACGCUCGUGUCAAAAAGCUGGCACGAGAGCUUGCUGGCCUGCCAACCGUCGGAGAAAGCUCAACCAAACUUAAAUCGUCGCCAGUCGACAUCGACACCUUCCGCAACGAAACGUCCGUCAAGUACCCCACAUUCACGCCGUCGCCUGUGCCCCCACCUUCGCUCGUGGACGCCCCGAUCGGGAAGACCUUCAAGCCAGCACAGCUCACAAGCCGGCUCGCGAAAGCUUAUUCUCCCAUACCCGUCCGGCACCACUACCACCACCAUGACGAGAACGAGGGUGCAAUUACCCACGGGGGCCACCCCCAGGGAGGAGGGAUGCCCCCACAGUUCCAUCAGCCGCAGCUGAGCCAGAGCGCUUUCCGUCCACAGAACCCCCAGCCAGCCACCCCUGCACCCACCCCGCCUCCGUCCCCCAAGCCCAAGAAGCAACAAUACCAGACGGACCAGACGCGCCCGUUCUUGUUCCCGUUCUCGAAGAGUCAGUUUGGGAAGAAUGGGAGGCUCAUUCCGUUUGCGAUCGAUGAGGCGGAUAGGCUGUAUAACAAGCAUAUGUACAUUAGUUUGGCACUGUCCCAGAUGUGGAGGACGAGGGAGGACUGCAUGACGGCGGAGAGUGGGCUGGAGAGGAUGCCGGGUGCGGAUGCUGAGUUCAAGUCGUCGACGUUCAAUCAGGAUGAAACAGAUAAUGGAGAGCCGCUGCCUGACGUGGCGUUGCUUGACCAGAAGAUCGAGGAGGCCAGUGAAGCGAUGAAGAACGCUCAGACUCCUGCAGAGAAGAGGAAAGCGAAGGAACGUAAGGAGGAUUUGAUGCGUCUAAAGCGUGUCGAGCAAAUAUACAGCGCCAUUCUCCCUGUGUUAUCAGGAUGGGUACUCGUACUGCUGAAGCUCCUACUAGCUACGGUCUCUGCAAGCACGAACAUGCAAGCCCCUCAAUCGUCAACGUCGUCUGUAUUCCCCCCUACAGCCAUAUCCCCGCAAGAGCAACCCCCUUCUGCGCCACCUACCCUUGACGAAAUCGAUGUUACACGGCAUCGCGAAAUUACUUCCAAAGCUGUCUCUGCUAUUCUUUUGUUGGUCCUCAAGUGGUUCAAAGUUUCUCAUGUCAUGAAGUUCCAUCACCUUGGCCAACACUUACUCGAUACAAACUGUCUUCUCCUUAUCCUCAAGAUGUUCGGGCUGCAAGAAGUGACCAACUCUGUCGUGUCUAAAGCAGAUUCACCGGAGAACAACUUUUUCCGAUACUGCCUUACCAACCUCUCGAAGAACCCUCAAACCAUCCGCCCAGAAGACGACAUGUUCCGUAAUGCUUCACGGCAAAACAUCCGGAAGGUCACUACUCUGCCCAAUGGUGAGAAGCGCGAGGAGGAAGUCGACCUGAUCACGGAGUAUUCGUGGCGGAAUUUCUUCUCGACCAUUAAUUUCGCGAAGAUCAUGCAAAAGUUGUCGAAAGGACGAUCUCAUCGGAUAUGGAUGCUUGUGCAGUACAAGAGCUCGGCGGUCCUAAAGCGAGUCUUGAGAGUCAACCAUCCAAUGUUGCAGCUGCACGUGCUAAAGUUGAUUAAGAGUCAAGUGCCAUUCUGCGGUAGAAAAUGGAGACAAUCAAAUAUGAAGGUCAUCACGUCAAUCUACCUCAACUGUCGACCAGAGCUUAGGGACGAAUGGUUGACUGGUACUGAGCCCGACGAUGCUGGCGAUGCCCAGGCCCAAGAACAGGCUUUACGUCACCUCGUUAAAUUUUACAACAACAAACGGUAUGGUCCAACAGCGACAGCUCAGCAGGGACCUAUGCAUCGGCGAUCAGGUAGCAUUUCGCAAAUCGAAGGCCUGCACGCAGAUCCAGCGCUUUCGAGUCUCAUCCGACCACUCGGGACCCCAAACGUUGUCGACACAGAUGUCUUCCCGCCUGUUCGAUCUCAAGCUCCAGACCAGUCACUUUUCCUGCCAUAUAUCCCAGAAGACAUCGCCUUUGAGGAGGAAUACGAGGAAUACCUGUCUGACCUCGGCUGGUCUGACGAGCAUUCCUCGACGACAGAUCAAUCGCUCUUUGGAGGCGGCACAUCAGCUUGGCAUAGGCUACCGACGUUCGUUUCUGAGAUGACGGACGGAAUUAGUGACAGCGAGAGUGUCGUUUCAAUUGGCGAUUUAGGGGACGAAAAUCGACUGGACCCUUCAAGAGACGAUCGUGAAGGGGUAGAUGAGAACGUGAACAACUGGGAACAUAUGAGUCCGAAGACCAUGGCAGCCCUCCCAAAAUCACCCGCAGGUGCUCGCCGGUCGAGUUCUGGGACAGGUUUGAGACCUGUAUUACCCUUUGCCCUGGACGACGAAAGCGCAGUGGACGACGACGAUGUGGAACCAGAGCACCUCGGACGCGAACCUCCUUCAAGUGAAUUCCCAGCAGGUGCCAGUGUCGAUGAAGUCGAGUAUGCAUACGGGGUGUAA
Molecule: messenger RNA, 3243 nt
Organism: Cyclocybe aegerita
Lineage: Eukaryota; Fungi; Basidiomycota; Agaricomycetes; Agaricales; Hemipholiotaceae
Source: the annotation of a GenBank genome assembly